Messenger RNA from Macrosiphum euphorbiae (potato aphid), 1281 nucleotides. Lineage: Eukaryota; Metazoa; Arthropoda; Insecta; Hemiptera; Aphididae. The record is from the annotation of a GenBank genome assembly.
AUGAAUUUAUUGAACGGCGCAGGUGGAGUGUACGUGCCUCGCGCGGUGCUGGUGGACUCCGAUUCGAGUUUGUUGAACACGAUCGGCGGGCGGCAGGGUGGCGGAAACGCGUACCGGAAGGAAAACUUUGUGGGCGGACAUGGCGGAACCGGAAGUAACUGGGCAAAGGGCUAUUACGGUGGCGGCGAGAUGUCGAAACGCGUCGCGGACGCGGUCCGGUCGGAAGCGGAACGGUGCGAUCGGCUCCAAGGGUUCCAGUUGGUGCACUCGCUGGGCGGCGGAACCGGUUCCGGUCUGGGCGGCCGCGUGCUGAAGAACGUCCGAGCGUCGUACCCGAACCGGGCGGCGCACACGUACAGCGUGGCGCCGUGGACGGCCGUGUCGGACGAGCCGGCCGAGUCGUACAACGCGUCGCUGUCGUUGGCCAGGCUUAUCGGGUGCUCGCGCGCCACGUAUCUGGCCGACAACCGGGCGCUGUUCGACGCGUGCUGCAGCGGUGCAGGGGCCGGUGGCGCGCGCGCCGCACCCGCGUACGCAGAUCUCAACCACCUGGUGACGCAGAUCAUGUCCGGCACCACGACCGGGCUGCGGUUCGCCGGCCGGCUGAACGCCGACAUGAAAAAGUGCACCGCCAACCUGGUGCUGUACCCGAGACAUCACUUCUUCGUGCCGGGGUUCGCGCCGCUCACGUUCCGCGGACAAACGGACGCGUGCGCGUACACCGUUUCCGAGCUGGCCAAGCAGCUGUUCGAAGCGGUGCGGCUGCAGCGGCGUUGCGCCGGCGCCGCCGAGGCCGUCGUGAUGGCCGCCGUCAUGACGUUUCGGGGCCGAAGUUUCGCGCCUCGCGGUGGCGACGUGCCACUGCAGCCUUGCACGGGACGGACCACGGACCCGGAACAUUGUUGGCUGCCGGACAACCUCAAGACGGCCAGUUACGGUGUACCGUCGCACGGGCUCAAGAACAGCGGCACGGUAGUGGCCAACACGACGGCGGUGCGGGACGUGUUCGAACGGUACUUCCGGCGGUCCACGUCCAUGUUGGCCAAGCGGGAGCUGUUACACCUGUACAUGGAAGAGGGCAUGGAUUCCGACGAGUUCCGAGUGGCCCACGAACAGAUCGAAUCGCUGAUGGCCGAAUACUUGUCGAUCGAGCAGAACAACAGCGCCGGUGACGACGUCGACCGCGAAAGACACGAAGACGACUUCGGACAAUCGUCUACAAAUAAGGGCCUGCAGGCCACUACAUCGACGGUUGAUGGACUCGACCCGCCCAUGACUUAG